This is a messenger RNA of Trifolium pratense (red clover), 2022 nucleotides long. Its product is annotated as homeobox protein knotted-1-like 4. The coding region runs from base 662 to 1693 and encodes 343 amino acids. Gene Ontology annotation, molecular function: DNA binding. The transcript is spliced from 5 exons. The record is from RefSeq and is a predicted model, not a curated record. Gene Ontology annotation, cellular component: nucleus. NCBI's taxonomy places the organism in Eukaryota, Viridiplantae, Streptophyta, Magnoliopsida, Fabales, Fabaceae. Gene Ontology annotation, biological process: regulation of DNA-templated transcription.
AAGAAAACCCACAUAAAAUGUGAGAUGUCAAACUCUCAAUCCUAACACUAAUCACAUAACUUAUGACAUUGACCCAACUAAUAUUGAUAUUUAAACGCUCAUUUAAACGAGGGAGUAACUAAUCACCAGUCAGCAAUCGUAAUUGUGGGGAUCGAACCGUGAUCUUUCCUAUCAAAUUCGAUAUCAAUCACUACUGAAUAAACUAACAUUUAUAUUUAAACACUGAUUUAAACAAGGGAGUAACUAAGAUAAUUUUUUUAUAACAUUUUGAAUACUUUUUCUUUAAUUUUCAAUUUCAACUCAGUCCGUUAAUAUUGAAGUGAGGGAGUAACACACAAGAAAGUAAAAAUCCAUUAUCACAAAAUUUUCCACGUUAUCACCAAUCCCACCGUCAGAUUCUCUACCAUUUCUCGAUCUACGCGUCAAACUCCUUCGAAAAGCCAUUUCCAUAAAAGUGCUUUUCCAAACCUCUUCUUCUUCUUCCUUCAUACCACCCUCACUCUUCAACUCAACAACUUAAUUAAUAAUUACCACUCCUUUUCCUUCUUCUAUUUUUAACCGCUCUUAAUCAAUUUUCUCCCACCGCAAAAUCCUAUAACCUAAUCCUUUUUUAGACAUCACUGAAAAAUGCAGUGAGAGAAUCGAUUCAUCGAUUAAUUCAAUGGCGUUUCAAGAGCAUCUACAGCACGAAAUAGCAUACCAGAGAUUCACAGAAGAAGAAGAUGAAGAAAGAGUACCAUGGCUUAACAACAACAACAGUGUAAACGCGCGUCAACAGAAUUUCAUGCACUUGGAACCGGAGAGAAGGGAGAAAAGCAUGGAUCGGAACCGGAGUGAGAACAAUUGUGAAACGGAAGAGUUAAGGGAAUACAAAGCGGAGAUAUUAGGACAUCCACUUUACGAUCAAUUAUUAUCGGCGCAUGUUUCGUGUUUACGAAUUGCAACGCCGGUGGAUCAGCUUCCGAGAAUCGAUGCUCAGCUUCAACAGUCACAGCGUGUUCUUCAAAAAUAUUCUUCUGUUGGAAUUGGAAAUAUGGAUCCCAAGGAGCUUGAUCACUUUAUGACGCAUUAUGUUCUUUUGCUGUGUGCCUUCAAAGAACAGUUGCAACAACAUGUCCGUGUUCAUGCCAUGGAGGCAGUGAUGGCUUGUUGGGAUCUGGAGCAGUCUCUGCAAAGCUUGACAGGUGUAUCUUCAGGUGAAGGAACUGGAGCAACAAUGUCAGACGAUGAAGAGGAGCAGGCAGAGAGUAAUGCCAAGUUAUACGAAGGAAGCGGCUUUGAUGGCGGCGUUGAUACUCUUGGCUUUGGUCCUCUUGUCCCCACCGAGACUGAAAGGUCUUUGAUGGAGCGAGUUAGGCUUGAGCUGAAGCAUGAGCUCAAACAAGGUUACAAGGAGAAGAUUGUAGAUGUAAGAGAAGAAAUUCUAAGAAAGAGAAGAGCAGGGAAACUCCCGGGGGACACCACCUCCCUUUUGAAGGCUUGGUGGCAAUCACAUUCUAAAUGGCCCUACCCUACUGAGGAAGACAAGGCUAGAUUGGUGCAGGAAACAGGCUUGCAAUUGAAGCAAAUAAACAACUGGUUCAUAAACCAAAGGAAAAGGAACUGGCAUGCUAACUCCCCAUCCUCUAGUACUUCCAAAACCAAACGCAAGAGCAGUGCAGGUGGUGAAACGAGUAACCAGAGCUUCAUGUGAAUAACAUAUUCUCAUAUAUAUAUUUUGAGCAAAGAAACUAUUGGCAUUCUUCGUCGUUUAUCCGUGAACUUAUAAUUGUAUCUGGAUUUAGAAGGGGAAUUUAUGAUGAAAUUGCUGUUAUUAAGAAAUAGUAUUUUAAUUACAUGAAACCCUUGCAUUGUUGUAUAUAUAUGAGGCUGCAGCUUGAUAUCUGAUAUUAGAGGAUAAGGCCACUGUCUACUAGAUUUAAUUGGUAGCAUGCUGCUGAUACAUACAGAAUUCUGAGGCCUGAUUGUAGUAAAGUUGUGUGAAAUUUUAAGAUGUCCUCGCCUCAUGGCUGUUUAUGUCAA